GUUAUACUGCUGCAGUGACGUGGCCAUCAAAGCAUUGACGUAUACGCGCGUAGCUCACUCCGUCUUGAGUUUAAGGCUUCAAUCAACGGUAAAGAUCGUCGUGGAAACCGCGCUCAGUGGGCAUUGUCAUUGCGUGGGCCGCUCCUGUGCUUUCGUACAUCCACUACAGUACCUACCAUUCCUUCGCCAAUGUCGAGACAGUGAACAUCAUUAGAGGAUUAAAGACUCGCUUUUUUGUUACCAACAAACAUUUGAACAGCGUAAACUUGGUGCCUUUUUUAAUUUCUUCUUAUAUAUUUUUAAAUCUUGUACCCCUGAAGGGUACCGCAAGAGGGCGUGUCUACCCACUGGGAUUGUAGGAGGAGUUUGUUGGUUGGUCUUGCUGUCUGUCUGUUGAUAGGAAUCGAUCAUCAUGACUCGGUGGGGGUUGUUGGUGGUAGUUCUCGCCGUGUUGGUCCUGGCUCUGGUCAGCGCUGCGCCCGUACAAGAUACAAAACAGGAAACAUCAGAAGAUUCGGGCCUUACAAAAGCUAAGGAUACAGUGGAGACGGGAGUAGAACCGAAGGAAAGCAAGAGUAGUGAAGAGGAGAAAUCUUCAGAAGAAACAAAAGAAGAUGCAGUGUCGAAAGAGGCGACAGAGGUUAUAGAAGGCUCAGGACUUGAUGAGACAGAUGUAAAGGAAGACACAAUCGAACCAAAUGAGGAAGUUACAAAUUACAAGGACAUCGAGACCGAUGACAACAGUGUCAUCACCAAUGACAACAAUGAGCCGUCGUACACAGGUUCUUUUGGCAACGACUUGGAAGACUACCGUCUCACCGAAGAAGACGCCAUGGAACUCUUGCGGGAACUCGCCAACCCAGCUCAGGUGGCGCUCUUCAUCAUGGAGACUGAUGACGUCACAGGCUUCCUGCGAUCAGUACAGAUGCUGCAAGAUCAGGGAUUUAUCAGCGAAGAGUACGCCUUCUUCCUAAAGGAAGCAGUAUCCCAGGAGUUGGAGCAGCUUCUUUUGAUGCAAGAUGAGGAGAUGUAUGGAGAUCCACUGGAGCUUCAGAAUCCACAGCCCAUCGAAAAUGAUUACGUUAAUGAGAUAAUGAACAGACCCAUCCCUUAUUUCCCGGAUGAUUACUUCGACAACGCCCUCCCGUACCAAGACACCGAUUUCUACCCCGAAGUUGAGAACUAUGACAUCUUUCAACAACCGUACUCGGAAGAGACAAUGGCACUUGCAGAAAUCGCCAACAUUAUUGCCGACCAAAUUGAGAAUGGAGAGAUGUCAACAGCAAGAGGAGAAAGAAUAAUUGACAUACUUUCACAGCUUCUACCCGAGGGCUUCUGGCAAGACGAUGACAUCUCAGAUGAGAUGAUGGAGGAGAUGGGAGAGGCCUUCGCCAAUCUGUACCCGGAAAUUCCGAUGGGGGAAGGGUACCAGACCUACGAGACGGAAAACGACGAGCCGCUACCGGGAGGUGAGCGACACACGGAGGAGGAUGUGGUCGUAGAUGAAGAGGGGCGUCCUGUGGCUAAGAUGGUUAACAUGCAGGAGGAGCAAGAGAUGGAGACAGGAGGUGAGGAAGCAGGAGACGAGGAACUGGAGAAGGAACUACUGGAGAUGGAACCUGACACAGCAGAUGAAGUCGAAAAGGCACUUCAAGAUGUUGAGAAGCUUGCAACGGCUGAUGAGGAAACUGAAGAAGAAAUGAACGAAGAGACUGCCAACGCUGGCUUGGAGGAUCUUGUCUUGCUGCUGGAUGAAGGUAAGAUCUCGGAUGAACUUCUUAAGGAGCUUGGUCUCACCAAGGAAGAUCUGAUGGAACUAACGGGGAGUCAGCACAACACGGACGGCGUGGAGGGAGACUCCAACAAGCCCUGAGUUACCAAGACCGAGGAUCUCAAUACAUCCAUGUUAUUUUACGUUCUAACAUUCGUAAAAACAAAAAUACGACCAAAAGAAAAAAAAACACCUUGAUUUGCUGACCGUAACUAUACAUACAAAUUUACAACUCUUAAUUUAGAAAUUAAAAAUUAUCACAAAUUAGUCGUCAAUCUAAUUUUUGUUUUAAUGCAAUCGAAGUGUAAAUACUGAGUUUGAAUAUCGGCACGUGAUUUUACGAUAAACAACCCCAUUUACACAUAAAUGUUUAGGAUUUAAGUGAUCCAGUUUAAAUGAUCGUUAGUCUAAGUUGGUCAAAGUGAAGAUAUUACUCCAUCACAAAAAUAGAUAAAACAUCAUUUUAAAGAACCUGUGAAUUAAUUGACAUUCGUAAGAUUACAUAAGUAUAUGAGUAUAAUUGUUGAUGAUGAUUUGUUUCAUUUGUGUUAUUUCAGUUGAUUGCACUAUGUGUAUAUAACUCUUAUACCGUUUCUUUUUCGUAGGUUCCACAAGCACUUGAUUAUACGUUAUGUGAAUAGGUGAAUUUUUUCCCCAUUCCUUUAAUAGCUACAUUCUUUCUUAAUGAAACAAGAAACAUAAUACUCGCGAACGUCACACCUGCUAUGUUUUAACAAUAAUUCAUGAUGAAAUAAUGCUUGUACUCAAGGUGUUACAUUUAAUAAUGUGUUCGAGGAACGAAAGAGGACUGUUUCAUACUCUCACAUUCACCUUCUUUCAAAGUAAUUGAAUACAACAUUGCCAGAAAUCUACACAUUCGUGAGAAAAUCGCACCUUGUGUAAUGAUCGUUUCAUACCUUUUUUCCUCACAAUAGUUUUAAAUCUUAUUAUUGGGUGGUUGCCGUUUGCCAUUUGAAAUAUGUAUCAGUUGGAAAUUAAGUUUAGCACAUUGUUUUAACUGGCCUUAGCCUAUGUCAUUUGAAGAAGUUUAUUUAUAUAUUUAUCGUUUAUUUGAUUAUACUUAAAUAGAGAUUUUCGGCUGUAUUUUUAUAUUUCCAUUAUCGUGCAAUGGCCGAUGCGAAAGAAUAUAGCAUUUUAAUUAAUCAGAUGAAGUAUUUGAAAGAUGCAGUUCGAUGUCAUGUAAUGAUGAAACUUCCUGAUAAAGACGGGAGAGUUGGUUGAAUUCGAAAAACCAAUCAACGUUCAUGCAGCUAAAACAAAACAAACAAAUAUUAAACAACGAAAUUGUUAAAUGCAAAGGCUUUUGUAAAUAGCGUGAGUAUUGCAACUGUACUGCUUUAGACCUUUAGACAGUUUUAAUUAUUGAUGACCAUGGAUGACGUCACUCUUGACCAUCAUUCUCUACCUAUAUGCAUGGGGAGGGGUUUGGUUUGAGUAGCAAGUUGCAGCAGAUCUGCAUGGGUCGAUCCAAUUACAUACAAUUGCUAAGAAGAAACCUGUUGGUUAGCAAAUCAGACGAGGACCAGUUACAAGCCAUAUACAUGCAAGGGCGGAUCCAGAACACAAUUUUUUUUUUGGGGGGGGGCAAACAAAAAAUGUGUCUCC
This is a messenger RNA of Patiria miniata (bat star), 3397 nucleotides long. RefSeq lists its product as uncharacterized. The record is from RefSeq and is a predicted model, not a curated record. Bases 413 to 1873 code for a protein of 486 amino acids. The transcript has 11 exons. NCBI's taxonomy places the organism in Eukaryota, Metazoa, Echinodermata, Asteroidea, Valvatida, Asterinidae.